Messenger RNA from Peromyscus californicus insignis, 636 nucleotides. It is a transcript of the gene Aicda, whose product is annotated as activation induced cytidine deaminase. The transcript has 5 exons. The coding region runs from base 1 to 636 and encodes 211 amino acids. Gene Ontology annotation, biological process: defense response to virus; negative regulation of single stranded viral RNA replication via double stranded DNA intermediate; DNA cytosine deamination. Gene Ontology annotation, cellular component: cytoplasm; P-body; nucleus. The record is from RefSeq and is a predicted model, not a curated record. Lineage: Eukaryota; Metazoa; Chordata; Mammalia; Rodentia; Cricetidae. Gene Ontology annotation, molecular function: zinc ion binding; cytidine deaminase activity; RNA binding.
AUGCCGGCCACGCUCAUCACGCUGGCAGUCUGGGGUGCGGAAGUGUCAGCAUUCAUUCAAAGAGCUGUAGAUUUUAACGUUCUGAUGAAGCGAAAGAAGUUUCUUUACCACUUCAAAAAUGUCCGCUGGGCUAAGGGUCGGCACGAGACCUACCUGUGCUACGUGGUGAAGCGGAGGGACAGCGCCACUUCCUUCUCGCUGGAUUUUGGCUACCUUCGCAACAAGUUGGGCUGCCACGUGGAAUUGUUGUUCCUACGCUACAUCUCGGACUGGGACCUGGACCCCGGCCGGUGUUACCGCGUCACCUGGUUCACCUCCUGGAGCCCCUGCUACGACUGCGCCCGGCACGUGGCUGAGUUUCUGAGAUGGAACCCCAACCUCAGCCUGAGGAUUUUCACCGCGCGCCUCUACUUCUGCGAAGACCGCAAGGCUGAGCCUGAGGGGCUGCGGAGACUGCACCGCGCCGGGGUCCAGAUCGGGAUCAUGACCUUCAAAGAAAAUCAUGAAAGAACUUUCAAAGCCUGGGAGGGACUGCAUGAAAAUUCUGUCCGUCUAACCAGACAGCUCCGGCGCAUCCUUUUGCCCUUGUAUGAAGUCGAUGACUUGCGAGAUGCAUUUCGUAUUUUGGGACUUUGA